GAUAAGAAUUGGUCAAUGGGUGGACUUCAAUAUGUAUGAUCUACUUAUGCUGCCACAAUGUAAAGGCAACAAUCACUGGGUUUUGCUGGUUGCAAGUGUUAUGUCCAGGACUGUAACCAUUUACGACUCAUUGGGUGGUAACAACAAGGCCUUGUUCGAUUUGUUCUGCCAGUUCAUGUGUCAACGAGGGCAAAUUGUGAAAGAUGGCUUGGAAAAAAUCAGUUCAGAGUUAAAAGCGCCACCUUGCAACAAACAGCGCCACGGAAACAGCUGUGGAGUGUUUGCAUUGAUGACUGCCAAAUGUUUGGUCAUUAAAAAGCAUCCCACAAUGUUGCGACAGGCCCAUGAUUCAGUUUAUCGAGACUAGUCGUGAGAAGCAGACUUCUGAUUCCUGGAGUGCGGCAAACAUAUCUGUGCGACUCGAUCACUCCACUGUAAAGACCCGCACGGCAUUUAAAUGGAUAUUAUCAAUAUGUGUUGUUGCUCGAAAAUAUGUUUGUGUAGCAGGAAAUGCUUUGGGCUCGAUUAAUCUGAGAACUCAACAAAAUAUUAAUAAAAUCCUUCUGUGCCUUUUAGUUCUGAAAACAGAAGUAGCCAGUUGGUAUUACACAUCUCCUAAACAAGUACAGCACGAUAAAACUUAUAAACCUAGAUAUUUAUUUAUGUAGUGGUGUAUUUUUCAAUGAGUGCCUUAUGAUUCCAAAAACAUAUUGACUUAAAAUAAAUAAUCCCGAUGGCGUAAA
Molecule: messenger RNA, 743 nt
Organism: Dreissena polymorpha
Lineage: Eukaryota; Metazoa; Mollusca; Bivalvia; Myida; Dreissenidae
Product: sentrin-specific protease 1-like
Exons: 4
Coding region: 32-367 (111 amino acids)
Biological process (GO): proteolysis
Molecular function (GO): cysteine-type peptidase activity
Source: RefSeq, a predicted model, not a curated record